AUGUCUGCCCAGCAUCAGGGAGAUUGUGGUUGGCUGCAUACUCAGCAGGCUUGUGACAUUUACUUGAACUAUUGGUAUAAUAUUGAUAUAGAUAUUGAUACCAAUGUGAAACUAAACGGUUACCAAAGUGAUGGCCUUAAUGAUGUUGCUACCAAGAACAAGAAACAACAACAGACUGAACAUAAUAAAGUAGUUGCCAUGGAAACUGCUGUCAUAGAAAUGGAAGAGGAGAUGGAGAAUACUUUGGAAGAUGUGUAUCAAAGCUGUGGUGAUCUUCCUUCAUGUUUGAAUUCUGGGCAAUGUAUGGAAAAUCCUGUGACCCACCUGUUAAGAUGUCAAUGUCCAUUGGGAACACUGGGAAAACAGUGUCAAAUAGAUUCUGUUAAUGUGAAGUAUCCUCAAUUUUGGGGGACUGGAUAUGUGGCAUUUCCAAAACUGUUAACAUCGUAUGAGACAUUCCGGAUAACAGUUGAAUUUAGACCAACUAAAUUGGAUGGAUUACUGUUAUUUAGCAGCGAACGUCCAACAGCAAAAGGAGAUUUCUUUUCUGUGGCUCUAAUCAGUGGUAAAGCACAGUUUAGAUUUAAUUGUGGUACUGGUCCAGCAAUAAUAACAAGUAACUACAAUAUAUCUCUAAAUGAAUGGCAUCAGUUAACAAUAUAUAGAUCUCAGAUAAAUGGUUGGGUACAAGUCAAUGAUGAACAACCUGUGCACGGAAGUUCUCAGGGUAUGUAUUCCAGAAUAACUUUACGUGAAUCGCUAUAUCUUGGUGGAUAUAAGAACCUUAGUGCCAUAUCUGAGUACACUAGUGUCAGCAGAGGAUUUGCCGGCUGUAUUAAGUCACUAAAAGUCAAUAGAUAUCUCUAUGAUAUGAGAAAAAGAAGAGAAAUAUUCAAUAAAUUUGGACAUGUUAUUGCUCACCAUGGCGAUAUACUGGAUGGAAUGGAUGUUGCAUUAGUAAAGGAAUCCCAAGCUGAGUGGAUAUUGACAAUCAUAGCAUUAGUAAAGGAAUCCCUAGCUGAGUGGAUAUUGACAAUCAUAGCAUUAGUAAAGGAAUCCCUAGCUGAAUGGGUAUUAACAAUCAUAGCAUUAGUAAAGGAAUCCCUAGCUGAGUGGAUAUUGACAAUCAUAGCAUUAGUAAAGGAAUCCCAAGCUGAGUGGAUAUUGACAACCAUAACAUUAGUGGAGGAAUCCCUAGCUGAGUGGAAGUUUACCCAUACUAGCAGGUUUCUUGAAUACUGUCUUGCACCUGACAUCUCUGACCAUUCUCUAAAAGACAGCUACAACCUUGGCAGUGGUGAAGGAAUUAUACUUAGUAAUGAGACUGUUAUUGAUGGUCAGUGGCAUAACGUGCACUUACAUAGAGAAGGAAAUAUAGGUACAAUGGUAGUAGAUGGCUAUACUGUAACAGGCACCUCUCCAGGCAAACUUAAACAACUGAAUACAAAUAACGGACUUUAUAUAGGUGGAAUGCAUGACAUUGUAGAGUUGUCUUUACAUCGCUAUACUACAGGUUUUAUUGGGUGCCUUAGGAGUGUUACCCUGGCAACAGAUUAUCACUUUGAUAUUAUAGCAGAUGCAGUUGAUGGGAGAAAUAUUAAUCUUUGUACUUGAUGAUUUCUAUGGUUACAGGUAUUGGAAUUUUUCAGAUAAAUCAUUUCCAUCAUGUCUGCCUGUAAACUAAAUUUCUUUUUUGAUAAUCAGUCAUCACAUACUGUAUUUUUAUGUACCUGUUACUUUUACUGUGGUUUUGUUUACAUUUGUUAUGCAGGGGCAAUAUACAAAUUGUUUUGUUUUAUUGUAGUUACCUUCACAACCUUUGGACGGUGUUGUAUGAACUGUUUCUUGUACAGAGGAACAAAGAGGAAAUUCUAAUGUUUUAAUAGUUUUAUUAGAUAAACUGCAAUGUUCUUAGUAAUAUUUUGUAGCUAAACAUUUUAGGUUUAAUUGAUUUUUAAUGAAUAUAUGAUUAUAUUACAACUUUGAUUUUUGAGAAAUGCUUUGGGUUUUUAUGUAGUUUCAAACAUUAUAUGAAGCAAACAGUGUUUGAUGUAUAACUAGUGUAGUACACCAGUGAGGGCGCUCUUAGUCAAAAUAAAAAUACAAAGUAUAUUUUAUAACCAAUAGGAAAGAAAUCUAUGAUAUAUAAUAUAGUAUAUUUGUUCAAAAGAAAAACUUUUUUGUAGCAGUAAUUAAAUAAACCCAAACUAGAUUGUUA
Molecule: messenger RNA, 2218 nt
Organism: Saccoglossus kowalevskii
Lineage: Eukaryota; Metazoa; Hemichordata; Enteropneusta; Harrimaniidae
Product: pikachurin-like
Molecular function (GO): calcium ion binding
Source: RefSeq, a predicted model, not a curated record